Monopterus albus (swamp eel) is the source of this 2101-nucleotide messenger RNA. Its product is annotated as RNA-binding protein 39-like. The transcript has 16 exons. Gene Ontology annotation, molecular function: RNA binding. Gene Ontology annotation, biological process: mRNA processing. Gene Ontology annotation, cellular component: nucleus. The record is from RefSeq and is a predicted model, not a curated record. Bases 185 to 1756 code for a protein of 523 amino acids. Lineage: Eukaryota; Metazoa; Chordata; Actinopteri; Synbranchiformes; Synbranchidae.
UUCUGUACUGACUGGAUUGUCAACUGAUGUGUUAUAAUCUCGCGAUAACAGUCGGAUUCCCUGCGUGUGCCAUUUACAGCGUCGCGCGGAGAAGAGAACGGUUGAAAGGUGACCGUUGACCGAUCAGAGCGGUACUUGUUGAUUAUUACCCACCAACCUGCCGUGUAUCCAGACCAGCAGCAGGAUGGCAGAUGACCUGGAGAUUGAGGCGAUGCUCGAGGCUCCGUACAGGAAGGAUAAAAUGAAAAUCGCUGCUGUCGGGUUUGUGACCUCGCUGCAGCCAAUGGAGAACCAGAAAACACCGCCAUGCUGUUGGACGAAGAUCAUUUAUAAGGAGGACACCAAGACCACGAGCCCCGACGGACAGGAGGAGCACAGCAAGAGCUGCAGUCAUGACAGGAAGCGCAGGAGUCGAGACAGGAAGAGGAGUCAGAGUCGAGAGUGUAAACGCAGUCACAGCAGAGACGGAUGGAGAAACCGCAGCAGAGAGAGAGGAGGUCACUACAGAGACCACCAUAAGUACCGCUGGCAGUCCAGGAGUAAGAGUCCCUUUAGGAAGGAGAAGAGUCCCAACGGGCUGCCCAUGGAUAACCUGACCCCAGAGAAGCGAGAUGCCCGUACAGUGUUCUGUAUGCAGCUCGCAGCCAGGAUUCGAGCUCGGGACCUGGAGGAAUUCUUCUCUGCUGUGGGGAAGGUUCGGGAUGUAAGGAUGAUCUCAGACAGGAACUCCCACAGGUCGAAGGGCAUCGCUUACAUCGAGUUUGUGGAGGCAAAUUCAGUUCCUCUGGCUAUCGGACUGACGGGGCAAAGGCUGCUGGGAGUUCCCAUCAUCGUACAGGCCUCGCAGGCAGAGAAGAGCCGAGCAGCAGCAGCAGCAGCAGCAGCCGCCAGCAACCUGCAGAGAGAAACGUCAGGGCCAAUGAGGUUGUACGUUGGUUCACUGCACUUCAACAUCACAGAGAAGAUGCUCAGAGGGAUCUUUGAGCCAUUUGGACAGAUCGAGAGCAUCCAACUGAUGAUGGACAAUGAGACCGGAGGCUCUAAGGGCUAUGGCUUCAUCACUUUUGCAGAUGCAGAAUGUGCUAAGAAAGCUCUGGAGCAGCUGAACGGCUUUGAGCUGGCAGGCCGGCCUAUGAAGGUGGGCCACGUAACAGAGCAGAUUGAAGCCUCCGGUGCAUCCUCCUUCUUUGACAACGACGAGCUCGAACACCCUGGCAUCGACCUGGGAACCAGCGGACGCCUGCAGCUCGUAGCCCGACUCACAGAGGGUACAGGUCAGAUCCCUCCAACUGCUCAGCAGGCUCUGCAGAUGAGUGGAGCUAUGGCAAUAGGGGCCAUGGCUGCUGUGUCAGCCACUCUGAACCCAGCUCUCACCAUGAGCAUGAACUCUGCUGCUCUGAAUCUGCCCUCUCAGCCACUCGCCACGCACUGCUUCCAGCUGUCCAACAUGUUCCACCCCAACAGUGAGGACACUCCUGGGUGGGAGGUCGAUAUCCAGCAUGAUGUUAUUGAGGAGUGCAACAGACAUGGAGGAGUGGUUCACAUCUAUGUCGACAAGAACUCUGCUGAGGGAAAUGUUUACAUCAAGUGUCCGUCGAUCCCAGCUGCCAUGGCUGCCGUCAAUGCUUUACAUGGAAGGUACUUUGCUGGGAAGAUGAUCACAGCGGCCUACAUCCCCCUACCUACCUACCACAACCUGUUCCCAGAGUCUGUCACCGCCACACAGCUGCUGCUGGCCCCACCACCUCGGCGGUGACUCACUAGCAGUGCUGCCCUCUGAUUGGAAACUGGACAUGAGUCUGCCUCUCUUUUAUAACCUCCUUUCCUAUGGGUUGACACAGACAAGUCAGUCCUGAUCAAUGGCAGCAACAGAUGCUGUUUGUUUGUUUUAGUCAGGACACACUCAAGUUUCCUGUUUAUUCUCAUUUCCGUUUUUAUGAAUAUUGUCCAAUGAUUGAGCUCCGUGACCUAUGAGGAGGCUGGCUUAUGAAGAUGUAGUCAGCUGAUUGGUUGGUUGAAGCCGUUUGGUAUUUAACUCUUUUCUAAUCAAGAGUUGGUUUUGUAAAAUCAUUGAUUAAAUUUUAUUUUGAAGUCAUUAAGA